AUGGCGGACCCACCCGCGGGAGGGCCCGAGAUCACGCCCACAAACACCCAGGAAACCACCAAUUUCUCGGUCGAGGAUUUCCAGCCUAGGGUGACCAACAUCCCAACGCGAGCCACUAGAAAGAGGGGACGACUAAACGAGAGCUAUGCUCCUGAAGAGGGCACCGGCCGGAUCACCACCAGGGAAGUGUGGAAACUAAUCGACGAACUGAAGGACACCAUCCGCUACCAAACCGCGACCAUAGCAGCUACUCAGAGCGAGCUCCAGGAGAUCAAGCACAACCAGAACAUCCUUCAGGAACAGAACGAAAAGCUACACGAUGAAGUGAAGGCGCUGCGAGCGCAGGUUGAAAAAGCCCCAGCGGCGCUACCGACGAAGACCUGGGCGGCAGUUGCAGCCCGCAGUGACAAUGCCACCCCCUUGCCGAACCACCAACGACCCGAGAGAGACGACCACUGUAUCCGAAUUAGCACCCAGCGGACUUUUGUCGAUCCAAGAGAUAAUGAAACCAGCGACGGAAACGCCUUCGGACGAUAUCUCCCCACCGAGGUCGCCAACGACCACAUCCGCUCGGCACUGUGGAACGACGCUGCAACCCAAGACGCUCAAGUGGCGGGCAUCGGCACCACCAAGACUGGCUAUCUUAUUCGUUUCAAAGACUUGGAGUCGGCAGAGGCGGCCCGCAACAACACUGAGUGGCUGCACAAACUGGGUAACAACACGAAGCUAGUCAAACCACGGUUCGGAGUGGUAGUCCACCGCACCCCCACCGAGGAAUUCGACCUGGAGACAGGUGCCACACAGGCAGCGGAAAAGAUCGUCAGUGAGAACAGCCUGGCGGAACAAGGUUUCCACAUCGAGGAAUUGGCAUGGAUGAAAGCGAGGGAUAAGACCCUCGGGAAAUUCGCGUCGCUAGGGAUCUGGUUCGACUCCGCAGAGGGGGCAGAACACAUGCUUCGCAAUGGCUUUUUGGUGAACGGACACUAUAUCCCCCACGUGGAACAACGCGAGAUCAAGAAAAAGAGAUGUUUCCGGUGUCAACGGUUCGGACACCUAGCAUGGACGUGCAAGGAAACGCCGCGAUGCGGACACUGUGCUGGGCAGCACGAACGAGAAAGAUGCCCACCGGGACCCAUCGACCCUCUCUCCCGUCCAAUGCUAGAGAAAAACCUUCGCGUACUACAGUUGAACAUGAUGAAAUCAGCACCGAGAAUGGAAGCGCUGAUCAACGACCAUCAGAGCCAAGAGCUAGAUAUUCUCCUGAUCCAGGAACCGUCGAUCACCACCUAUCGCACCCACGUAAACCACAGUGCCUGGCGACUCUACCGACCUACUACACAACUCGAUGCAGUUCGAUUCCGCAGUCUGGUCUACGUCAACAGACGAAUCUCUACAUCUUCACACCGCCAGAUACUAUGCGAUCACCCAGAUGUUGCAGCCAUCAAGAUCUGGACAGCUAACUCCCAAAUACUUCUCUUUUCUAUAUAUAUACCACCAGCACCACUGUUCACCGGCGAUGAUGGCUCAGGAUUACCAGCUCUCGCUGCGAUUCAAGGCUCCAUCACAGCAGCCACACAAAAUGAGCAGCACCCGACCACCAUCAUCAUUUCCGGUGACUUUAACCGACACCACCCUAUGUGGGGCGGCAACCACAUCGAACCCAGGUUUAUCGAAGAUGCUAGCGACCUGAUCGACUUCCUCCAGACCUACAACCUCCACAGCUGCCUGCCUCGCGGGACAGCGACUUACUGGGCCCUGAACAACCCAGGGCAAAACUCAACCAUUGACCAAACAGUCACAGACAACCCAGAGCUGCUGGUCAAAUGCCACCUGUAUCACGAGAACUACGGAUCCGACCACCGCGCCACCUAUUCAGAAUGGAACCUCCAACCUCAAAGCACACCGGGGACAAAGACGAAGAAGGCAUAUGAACGCGCGGACUGGGCCAGGAUUGGCGAUGAGAUCGUCCAACAGAUGAGCCCUUGGAAAGAUAUUAGGACCCGACCGACUCUCGAUCGAGUCGUCCAGCAACUUACAUCUGCAACAGCGCAGGCGGUGGACCGAUUUACACCCGACACCCGUCCAACGCCGUACUCCAAACGGUGGUUCACACCGGAGCUUAAAGCCCAACAGGUCGAAGUCAACCGACUACGCAGGAGCUGGCAAGCGAGCUGUGCGGAGCUCGGGCGAGAUCACGCCAACAGUAAAGCCGCCUACCGGACCAUGCAACAGAAGCGGAGAGCAUGGACCCGGACCAUCGAGAAAACCAAAGCUUCACACUGGAAACAGUUCCUCGACGAAGCGGGCGAAGGGAAGCUCUGGAAAGCGGCGACCUACAUGAAACCUCGAGAAACAUGGGGCUGCAUCCCAGUACUACGAGUCGGCUCUGAGGAGCUCGCCCAGAACGAGGACAAAGCGAAGGCCUUCCUUGACUCAUUCUUCCCCGCGAUGAACACACCUGACCCAAGCCCAGCACCUGCACCACAGUCAGAACUCCCGUGGCACCCGAUCACCGAGGUCGAGAUCGAGCGAUCGCUGAAGGCGGCGAAAGGAAACACUGCGCCAGGGGAAGACAAUUUACCGAUGCUGGUCUGGAAGAAGCUUUGGACACACCUGAAAACCAUCAUUACCAACGUCUUCAAGGCGUGUGUUGAAUUAACAUAUCACCCAAAGCAAUGGCGCAACGCGAAGAUCAUUGUGUUGCGGAAGCCAGGCAAGCCAGAUUACUCCGUUCCCGGCGCCUACCGACCAAUCUCGUUAUUGAACACCCUAGGCAAGCUCCUUGAAGCAGUGAUGGCCCGCCGGCUAUCCCACCUCGCAGAGAAAUAUAAUCUGCUGCCGAAUAGCCAGUUCGGCGGCCGACCGGGCAGAACCACUGAACAAGCCCUUCUGGUGCUAUCCAGUGCGAUAGACAAGGCGUGGUACAAACAUAAGGUGGUAACACUCAUCUCAUUCGACCUUAAAGGUGCCUUCAACGGAGUAAACCAAAUCAGCCUAGACGCCUCCCUGCAGGGGAGAGGGAUUCCAACGACUGCAAGGAAGUGGAUUACAAGCUUCAUGAGUGACCGGCACGCCAACAUCGGAUUCGACGACUUCCGUACCAACACAGAACCACUGGUCAACGCAGGCCUAGCACAAGGGUCGCCGCUUUCUCCUAUCCUGUUUGCAUUCUUCAACGCGGAUCUGGUGGACCAGCCCGUCGACUCCCACGGAGGCGCAUCGGCGUUCAUUGACGACUACUUCCGAUGGCGAGUCAGCAGCUCAACCGAGGAAAACCUAGCCAAAAUACAGACCGAAGAUGUGCCACGCAUCGAGGAGUGGGCCCGACGGACCGGAUCCUGCUUCGCGGCGGAGAAGACUGAGCUCAUCCACCUGACCAGAAAGAAAAGAGCACACCCGGGAGGAAACAUCACCUUCGAUGGAACGAAUGUCAAGCCGUCAUCCACAGCCAAGCUGCUGGGAGUGGUGUUCGACCAAGGACUCCGCUGGAAAGAGCACGUUCAGCAGGCCAUCAAACGCGCCACGAAGACGACCAUCGCUUUGAACGGACUACGACACCUGCGGCCUGAGCAAAUACGACAGCUCUACCAAGCGUGUGUUAUGCCGGUCGUGGACUAUGCAUCAACGGUCUGGCACGACCCGCUUCGAGACAAGACCCAUUUACGCCACUUGAACACAGUACAGAGAACGGUGUUGAUUCGGAUUCUGUCAGCCUUUCGAACAGUAGCCACCACAACGCUCGAAGUGGAAGCCCAUAUACUUCCCACACAUCUCCGCCUUCGCCAUCGAGCACAGCGCACCAUUGCGAGACUACACACACUACCACGGGACCAUCCUAUUUGGGGAGCACUAUCACGUGCCCAGAAGCGCAGGAACAAUAUCGGAUCAUGUGCACGCUUUCCCCUGGCGGAAGCGUUGAAAACCAUGGAUGUUGACAGGCUCAACGAGCUCGAAACGAUCGAUGCCCGACCAUUGGCCCCGUGGCGUCUCGACCCUUUUGCGGAGGUCGAACUCGAACCCGAUCGGGAAAUCGCGAGAAAGAGAGCAGGGUCAACGAGAGACACUUCGGACAUCGUCGUCUACUCAGACGCCUCUGGGCGUGAGGGUCAUCUGGGGUCGGCCAUCGUCACACUCAACGAUGGCGAUGAGAUCUUAGAAUCUCAACAGAUCCAGGUGGGGCCAAUGGACCGGUGGUCGGUCCAUGUCGCAGAACUCAUAGGCAUAUUCAACGCGGUGAACCUGGUGUUCAAGUUAGCCCACCAACGCCCAACAGUCGGAAAAUGCAGGCACACGACCGCAACAAUACUCUGUGACAGCAGAUCAGCUCUACAAGCAAUUCAAAACGCGAGGAACAAAUCAGGCCAGCGAGUCGUCCAUGCAAUCAUACAGGCAGCCUCUGAGGUUCAGACAGCGAAGGUCAGACUGCGUCUCCAGUGGAUUCCCGGACACUGUGAGGACGUUGGGAACGACGCAGCGGAUCGGCUUGCGAAGGAAGCCGCGAAACCGGGUAAAACCCACCCCUUUCGACCGCUACUAUCGAGGGAGAAUGCGUUCAUCCGCAGUAAGAUCUAUGCCCAAUGGGGCCAGGAGUGGAAGGAAAGCACCAAAGGCGCACACCUACGAAAAAUCGAUGGGAAUCUACCGGCGCGAUACACGAGAAAGCUCUACGGGAAUUUACCCAGGAACCGGGCAUAUCUGCUGACGCAGCUACGCACGGGCCACAACUGGCUAUCUCCCUACGCGAAACAGUUCGGAUUUCGCGAAGACGACUUAUGCGAGUGCGGCGCGCGGGAGACAGUCGCCCACGUCUUGAUGGAAUGCCCACGGCUGCGGGAGCUGCGAGUUGAACUGAAAAAGAAAGUCGGGGACACGCUCAACAGCGUGUCGAGUCUGCUGGGAGGCUCAAAAGAAGGUGAGAAAGGUAAACCAGACACCGUCUCGCGCACGAAGUCAGUACAGGCGGUACUGGACUUCGCCGAGGCGUCACAGCGGUUUUGUAGUCGUGCGCCAUAA
Messenger RNA from Penicillium manginii, 5013 nucleotides. RefSeq lists its product as uncharacterized. The coding region runs from base 1 to 5013 and encodes 1670 amino acids. Gene Ontology annotation, molecular function: RNA-DNA hybrid ribonuclease activity; nucleic acid binding; zinc ion binding. The record is from RefSeq and is a predicted model, not a curated record. The transcript is spliced from 2 exons. NCBI's taxonomy places the organism in Eukaryota, Fungi, Ascomycota, Eurotiomycetes, Eurotiales, Aspergillaceae.